Molecule: messenger RNA, 5312 nt
Organism: Silurus meridionalis
Lineage: Eukaryota; Metazoa; Chordata; Actinopteri; Siluriformes; Siluridae
Gene: zbtb25
Product: zinc finger and BTB domain containing 25
Exons: 3
Coding region: 99-1274 (391 amino acids)
Biological process (GO): regulation of transcription by RNA polymerase II
Cellular component (GO): nucleus
Molecular function (GO): DNA-binding transcription factor activity, RNA polymerase II-specific; RNA polymerase II cis-regulatory region sequence-specific DNA binding; protein binding
Source: RefSeq, a predicted model, not a curated record
GGACCGUCAAGAGAAUUUUUUUUUCCCCCUUUGCAGGAAAAAAUAUCAGGGAAAUAAAGAGCAGAUUGCGCGGUUAUAGGCGGUUAAGAGGGGACAUCAUGGACGUGUCUGGACACAGCCUUUUCCUCCUGCAGCAGCUUAAUGUCCAAAGGGAGUUUGGUUUCCUUUGUGACUGCACGGUUGCCAUUGGCAACGUGUACUUCAAGGCUCAUCGAGCAGUUCUGGCUGCCUUCUCCAACUACUUCAAGAUGAUCUUUAUCCAUCAGUCCAGUGAGUGUAUCAAGAUCCAGCCCACUGACAUCCAGCCAGACGUCUUCAGCUACCUGUUACACAUCAUGUACACUGGAAACGGCCCCAAGCAGCCGGUAGAUCAGGGUCGUUUACAGGAUGGGAUCAAGUUCCUCCAUGCGUACCAGCUGUGCAGCAAAGCAACCAACGGUGGGAAUGACGCCUCCCCAGAUGCCAUACGUAUCUCCAACCUGUACGGCAUCCAGAUCUCCUCCCAGCUAGGCACUAAAGAGUCGCCAGGCAUGAAGGCUAGUGGGGUGCGGGACCCAGAGGACCGUCGAUGUGGCUCGCGUGGACGUCCGCUUCCGGCUUUAACAGGGAUCGAAGGGCACACGUCAGAGCACCAGUCACUCAGUCUGCGCGGCGUCACGUCAGGGGACGAGUGUGACAUCUUGGCACGGAUCAAACAGGAAGAGGAGGAGCCGGAUGAAGGUGAGGAGCCACGAGCUCCUGCGUCUCUGCCUUCGGCCCAAGGGAGCCCAUGCCAGGCUGGUGGAUUUAAGGAUGGCCCUCUGGCGCUGCUUUGUCCUCAGUGUGGAGAGCGAUGCCUCUCUCCUGAAGGACUACAGGAACAUCUGUUCACUCAUGCAGCAUGUGCCCUCAUGGAAGGACCUUCUGAAGACAUCGUCAAAGGGCCAACAGAAGAACGACAGUGCCACGUGCUAGCAGACGAGCUAGCAUCAGAGAUAAGGCGAGGUAUGACAGGGACAGGAAGUCCACCUGCAGGCUUCACACGGAAAAGAAAGAUGGCGUGUGCAGUCUGCAACUUGCGCUUCUCGCAAAAGAGCCAGCUCCAGGAGCACAUGUUUGCCCACCUGGGCAAGCCACUGCGCCAGCAUCGAUACGCCCGCUUCGUUGGACCACUGAUCCAUCCCAGCGAGGGAACCUCGGAAUUAGACGAAGUAGCUCAGGAUAACGGAAGCUCGUGCUACUCGCUGGACUCAGAAGUCUCCCAUGAGAGCAUAGAUACCGUGGCAGUGGAAUGACAUCUUCUGCAACAUCAAGGACAUGGUCCAUGCAUUCCGGCGCAUUUUUAACACACCCUCGUAAAUUUCCACAGUACAUCCCUCAUGUCUAUGGAGUGACAUCGGCUUGCUAAUUACUCUGUUAUCUAGCUAGUAUUCGAAUUGUGGUCCUAGCUAGUUAAGUUUGAUUGAUAUAUAAAUUGGCUCAAGAAUUUUUAUUAAAUCUUUUCCCGCUAUUUAUACCCAUCAUCCAACAUCCAACAAUAAACUUUCACUGAUAAGUAAAAAACUGACAGAAUUUUAAGUUCAUAACAUCACUAGUCUCUUAAGCUAGCUAGCACACACACUUUUUUAUUGAUUAUGGUUUUACGCUGUAAGUGAGAGCUAAAGUAAUUUUAAGCAGUGAGAGCUAAAGCAAAUCUUGCCUAAAAAUCUGGAUUUUUUUAAAUUAUAUUUAUAAUCUUUACUUUAGUCAGCUAGCUAAAAUGAGAUUACCAAGCAGGUAUUCACAUGUUAAACAAUUUCCAGUGUUGGUGCUAGUCAACAUGCUAAUAGGAUUUUUAAGUAAUAUUCUUGACCUUUUCACCUGGCACGAUAUAGCUAGCAAAUAAUCAAAAUAGAAUUGCUGUGAGCAUUUUUAAAUACUAUUUAUAUUUUUUUACUGCUAACACAGAAGCAGGUAGCUAGCAUUAAACAAAAGGCUAAUACAUUCCACUGCUAAUAUCAGGUUAUCUCAUUUUAGGAAGAUGACCAGUAUUAGCUGUUAAAAUAUAUGAUCAAUGACCAGUGAAGGUAUAUUAUCACUAUUUAGGUCAUUAGCAAACUAGAUCCAGAAUAUAAAUUGAAAAUCCUGUUAGUAUGUGAACUUGCUAGCAAUAACUGUUUGACAUUUAUAGACAUUUAAAAACAAAUCUGUCAGAAAUCGUGUCAGAUUAGCUGCAACUAGCUGUCUUUUGUUACACCAAAUCUGGAUUAUGGAUUCUUAAAAAUAAUCACAAUAAUGAUUGACCUCCAGAGUAAUCUCCACGAUUAAGGCUAGUCUAUUUGCUAACACGAUAGCAUGACAAAUAAUAUUCAUAAUCUUUAUUUCUUAACUAUAGCCAGCUAGCAAAAAUGAGCUAACCUGACAGGAUUGUUUUUUAUAAAUAUCAGGGUAUAUCAAGGUAUAUUCUUGAUUUAGCACUAAUAAUUCUAUUUCCUUGAUUAUAGAUAAUACAUCUUUAUUACUAAUUUUUGUCAUCUAUCGUACCUGAGAGUAUUUUAUAUAGAAUGUGAUAUUUAAAUCCUUACUGCUAACAUAGUAGCAGGUAGCUAACCAUUAAAAAAGGUUAAAAAAAUGUUUAUAAUUAUAUAAACAUUAUAUGUUUUAUUAUAUGAUAAUACACUGGCACAAUUUUGACAAGGAGUUAAAUGUUUAUAAUUCCAUCUGAUAAUGAAAUACUGCUUGUUAGAGUUAAUCUGACAAUGUUAAUAAUGCUAAUAAUCCCAACUAUAAAUGCUAGUCAGUCAUCUUGGAUGCUAACCUUUCCUUCACAACAACCUGGUGAUAAUAUAGUUAUAUUUAUAACUUUCACUAGCGAUGCUAGGUACUUAGCCGCCAUGAGCUAACCCUGCCAUAUUUUUCAAUGUUUAGAAUCUCUACUAUGAUCGUUAGUCAGCCAGCUAACAUGCUAACCUGACAGAAUUUCUAAUUUCCUUUACAGCUAACACUUGGUAAUAAAGUUAUAUUAAUUAUUUUCACUGCCAAUGCUAGCAAACUAGCUUCCAAGAGCUGUCCUGACAAGAUUCCUGAGAGAAUAUUUAUAGGAUUUUAUAUCGUUUUUUUAUUUAUUUAUUAGCUGACAUCACACAUCCUGACUGAAAAGAUUUUUGAUAGGAUUUUUGACAGAUUUUUGACAGGAAGUUAUAACUGCUAAUAGUAAAUAGCUCGCUAAUACAUUGUGGGGAUAUUUGACUGCUAAUGGUGUAAAUGUUACUAAGAAGAAGAUAUUUUAGAAAUCUGAUGGGAAACUUUGCAACAGAAUAACAUAAAAAACAAAGCCAGGUUAAAGACUUUAUAUUAUUUAUAUUAUGGGAUUAUGAGGAUUAUGAGGAAACAGGAAAUUGACUGGGGUGUGUUUGAAGUGUUGCUGUAAAGCAGGACGGUGAAUAUUGUUUUAUCCUCAGACUUCUUUGUGUCUUGUCCUGUCUUUUAUGAGCCCCAUCAAUGUGUUUUUGUUCUGUGUGUUGAUGGGGUUUGGUGUCAGUGUGUGUUUUACAUCGUGCUUUGUGGAUUAAACCGAACGGCGCUGGACUCAGGCCUGACAGGUCGAUGCUACGAGUUUUCACUCCAAAGAAAAGAGAGAGUUUUCUUUUUUCUUCAGAAGAAAUGGGCAAACGACUGACUGCCAAUUGUGUAGAUGUUUUGAACUCAUUGGAAGAACUGCCACAUGUCCUCCAUCUGUUUAAUGAUUAUUUCAGUCACAAAUGGCAAAAAUUUCUUUUUUUUCUAUCAGCCCUAAAUUUUAAAAAUAAUGUAUGAAAGAUCACUUUCACGAAACGUUUUCAGAACGAAAAUACGUUGAUACUUUUUAUUUCACAGUUAAUGAACGGAAAACAUUUAGGAUUUAGGUUAACCAAAAAAAAAAACAAUUAGAGUAUGGAUAAUAAUAACAUAAGAAGAGGGGAAAGUGGGCGGGGCUUCGAAUGAGCCAAAUAUAUGUAAUGUAUUAUGGAGGAAAGUAAGCGGGGCUAAGGAUAAAUGAAAGUAUGUAAUUUAUUGUGAGAUUUAAAACGAUGGAAAGUGGGCGGGGCUUUUGGUGAAUCUAAAAUUUGUGAUUUAUUUAGAGGAAAAGGGUGCGGGGUUUCUGAUGAGCCUUAAAUAUGUAAUUAUUAUGAUGGAAAGUAGGUAUGGCUUUUGAUUAAUUUAAAGUGUGUGGUUUAAUAUGUAAAGGAUAAAUGUGUAAAUUGCACUAUUUAAUUUAAAAAUAGGCGGGGCUUCUGAUGAGUGUAAAGUACGCUAUAUUAUUAUGGAAAAUGGGGCAGGGCUUCUGAUGAGUGUAAAUUGCGCUAUUUAUUAUGGAAAAGGAGGCGGGGUUUUUGAUGAGUGUAAAGUACACCAUUUAUUAUGGAAAAUGGGGCAGGGUUUCGGAUGAGACAAAAAUAAGCCCCUCCCUUUUCCAUCAUAAUAAAUAACAUUUUGUCAGAAUUUUUUUGUCAAAAUUUUGGACUGAAGCAACAGAUUGAUUAUGAUGUUUCAAAUCAGUCACUUUAUAAAUUAUAAAUCAGCACUAAUAGUUAGACGUUGCAAUGUCUACAAUCAAAUCCUUCUUCACUGAGUGCGUUUUUAUGGUUCGUUUCCUUUUUUGUUACCCAGAAGCCCCGGUUUUGGACAUCGCAAACGAAACCCUGUUGUGUUUGUAGUAUUCAAGAAAACAUAGAAAACAAACAAACCAGCAUGGGAUCCAAUCGAAUUCAGUGCCUUAGACAUUUUUACAAUCGUGAAACUAAAAGCACUUCAUGACCGAUCAAGAAAAAAAAAACUGGUCCCACACUGAUCUUCAGAACUGAUGAAUCGUAACGAUUAAUAACUUCAAAUGAAUAACUUGAACUGAUCUCCCUUUUGUUCAGUGCAUGAGUGUCGUAUCGUUCAGUCCAGCGCCUGGUUUUAUCAGUAGAAUGUGUCAAAAAAUUGGUGCUUUAAGAAAAUUGUGUGCUCUGUAAUGGAAUGUAUUUUUCCUCAUGGUUCCUGAUGGAUUUUUGGAUAUUUUUUUUCAUCUAAACACGUGAAUGAAAAAUAAUUUUGAAUGGAAACUGGACGAGAUUUUAUUUUAAUAUUUAAUAAGGAUUUUGGGUUCACGCCACAAGCAGAACUGGAGCUACGUGGUCACUUCUGUGAGAAUGAAUGACUCAAGCAUCAUUAGGGUCAAAGGUCGCUAAUCAGUCAUCAUGGUCUGACCUUCCUGUCUGUGCCUCGGCAGGUGACGUGAAAAAUGUUUGUGGAAUUUAUUUUUUUUUUUUGGACAUAUCGAGGUAAAAUGCCAACUGUGCUGUGAAUAAAUGAAACUUGUAAAAAAUGUA